GUCGGCGGAAAGCACUGGUCAUUUUUAAAGGCGUGGCCCUGUCACGCCUCUCCUCAACGACUCACGGCGCAGCCUGCGGGCCUACUUCCCUUUAAGGAGCGUGUCAGGGGUGGGACCUGGAUGUGCCCCUCCGGCCGCCCGACUCCUUUAAGGCGCGUCCCACGUCCGCCGGCAGAAAAGCUGCUUAAAGGCGACGCGUGGCGCGAUGGCGGUGUUGCCCCGCGGGUCGCGCGGGCUGCCGCUGCUGCCGCUGCUCCUACUGCUGCUGCCGCUGGGCGGCCCGCGCGGCGCGGACGGCUACUUCCCAGAGGAGCGCUGGAGCCCCGAGUCCCCGCUACAGGCGCCGCGCGUGCUCAUCGCGCUACUGGCGCGGAACGCGGCACCCGCGUUGCCCGCUACGCUAGGCGCCCUGGAGCGGCUGCGCCACCCACGGGAGCGCACGGCGCUGUGGGUGGCCACAGACCACAACACUGACAACACUUCAGCCAUACUUCGAGAGUGGCUGGUGGCCGUGAAGGGUUUAUACCACUCUGUGGAGUGGCGACCGGCAGAGGAACCCAGCUCCUAUCCAGACGAAGAGGGCCCCAAACACUGGUCUGAUUCCCGCUACGAGCAUGUCAUGAAAUUACGCCAAGCCGCCUUGAAGUCAGCUAGGGACAUGUGGGCUGACUACAUUCUGUUUGUGGACAGCGACAACUUGAUCACCAACCCCGACACUCUGAGCUUGCUCAUCGCUGAGAACAAGACGGUGGUGGCCCCCAUGCUGGACUCCCGAGCAGCGUACUCCAACUUCUGGUGUGGGAUGACUUCACAGGGCUACUACAAGCGCACCCCUGCCUACAUCCCCAUCCGAAAACGAGACCGCAGGGGCUGCUUUGCAGUUCCCAUGGUGCACUCUACCUUCCUCAUUGACCUGCGUAAGGCUGCAUCCAGAAACCUGGCCUUCUACCCACCACACCCAGACUACACCUGGUCUUUUGACGACAUCAUCGUCUUCGCCUUCUCCUGUAAACAGGCAGAGGUGCAAAUGUACGUGUGCAAUAAGGAGGUGUACGGCUUCCUGCCUGUACCACUGCGCGCGCACAGCAGCCUGCAGGACGAGGCAGAGAGCUUCAUGCAUGUACAGCUGGAGGUCAUGGUGAAGCAUCCCCCAGUGCAGCUCUCCCGAUUCAUCUCAGCACCCAGGAAGACCGCAGACAAGAUGGGCUUCGAUGAGGUCUUCAUGAUCAACCUGAAGCGGAGGCGGGACCGGCGAGAACGCAUGCUGAGGGCACUGCAUGAGCAGGAGAUUGACUGCAAGUUGGUGGAGGCUGUAGACGGCAAAGCCAUGAACACCAGCCAGGUGGAGGCCAUGGGCAUCCAGAUGCUGCCUGGCUACCGAGACCCCUACCAUGGGCGGCCACUCACCAAGGGAGAGCUGGGCUGCUUCCUCAGCCACUACAACAUCUGGAAGGAGGUGGUUGAUCGGGGACUACAGAAAUCACUAGUGUUUGAGGAUGAUCUGCGUUUUGAGAUCUUCUUCAAGAGACGUCUGAUGAACCUCAUGCGGGAUGUGGAACAUGAGGGGCUGGACUGGGACCUCAUCUACGUGGGCCGGAAGCGCAUGCAGGUGGAGCACCCUGAAAAGGCUGUGCCCCGUGUAAGGAACCUGGUGGAGGCUGAUUACUCCUACUGGACGCUAGCCUAUGUAAUCUCCCUGCAAGGUGCUCAGAAGUUGCUUGCUGCCAAGCCACUGGCCAAAAUGCUACCUGUCGACGAGUUUCUGCCUGUCAUGUUUGACAAGCACCCAAUGUCAGAAUACAAGAGUCACUUCUCUCCCCGCAACCUACGUGCCUUCUCUGUGGAGCCCCUCCUUAUCUACCCUACACACUACACGGGGGAUGAUGGAUAUGUGAGUGACACAGAGACCUCAGUUGUGUGGAAUAACGAGCAGGUUAAGACUGACUGGGACCGAGCCAAGUCCCAGAAGAUGCGGGAACAGCAAGCACUGAGCCGUGAGGCCAAGAACUCAGAUGUGCUCCAGUCUCCAUUGGACAGUGCUGCGCGUGAUGAGCUUUGAGGCAGCAAAAAGCCAAAGCCACUGCCACACACCUAAACUUCAUGUUCUUGCCUGGGACUAUAGGGCCACUUAGGCAGACGACAGAGGGCUCUACAAGCACAGAGGUCUCCAUGUCUUCCUGUUUAGCAGCCUCUUGCACACAGACAGCAUUUAUGGAGUACUUACUGUAUGCUGGAAACGGGGCUGGCCACCAUGAGAUUGGGCAGGAACAAGCACAGUGUGUUGGGUCCACCACGAAGGAAGUUUUCUUAUUAGAGCAAUGAAAGAGGAAUGAGUCCCCCUUAUUAGCGAUUGAUUUGGACAUCAGGUUUUUAUUGUUCAGACUGAGUCAGGUAUUAAGGAUACAUACUCACUUUUAAAAUCUGUUUGAGUGUCUAUUGAGGGUUUACUGUAUGUUAGGUACCAUUCUUAGCUCUGGGAAUACUGAAAUAAGAAAAAAAUAAUCAAUAUACCAAGCAGCAGCUGCUAUAUGCCAGGUCUUAGGAAACACUGAUGAGUUGAGUGUCUACUGUGUGUCACUCAGUGGGUGCUGGAGAUGGAGGUCCCAAUGGUGCUUAUCUUUUGUAGUGUGCAUGAUGUACUUACAGUGGAAACAGUAUUAUUGACCCCGUGUGCUAGGCUACACACUGAGCAUAGUGACAGAGUCUAAACAGAAUGUAACAAGCAUUUAUUGAGCACCUAGUGUGUCAGGCCUCGGACUCCCAGAUGGGUUGAGAAAUAGCCGCCCUCCGACCUGUCUGCCGGAGGAUACUAUGCUGCCCUUAUCUAGAUGGGAGCAUUGUUCUCCUUCUCUUGGUUGACUUCUGGGCUUCAGGAUACUCAUGACCUUGCAAGCCCCACCCCGCCCCCAACCCCUGGAGAGGGUAUGGGUAGGGGCUGGGGCUCUCUUGCUCAUCCCUUGCUUCCAGAGCUUCUCCCUGCCAUUGUGUCUCAGGUGUCCCUUGGCUGCUCCUGUGUUUCAGGGCCUUGAGGUGCCCAGCUGCACUGGGGUGCUCCUCUUGGCCUGUGGAGUGUGUUUCCCAGUAGGCCAGGGGGUCGCUGUCCCUUCAAAACCAAAUUGACUCAGCUGGUCAGUUGGUGCCACCUUCUCGGGAUGACUGCUUGCCUGCUCAGGUCUUGGUAACUUGCUCAUGUUUGUAUUAAAUUCUCCUCAUUGGUUUUCACUGAA
Mastomys coucha (southern multimammate mouse) is the source of this 3227-nucleotide messenger RNA. RefSeq names its product collagen beta(1-O)galactosyltransferase 1 (gene Colgalt1). Bases 206 to 2059 code for a protein of 617 amino acids. Gene Ontology annotation, molecular function: procollagen galactosyltransferase activity. NCBI's taxonomy places the organism in Eukaryota, Metazoa, Chordata, Mammalia, Rodentia, Muridae. The transcript has 12 exons. The record is from RefSeq and is a predicted model, not a curated record.